UUUUCCUCGGUACGUUUCCAGUGACGCUUGCUUGGCAGAUAUUUUUGUCGCAGUUUGCUGAAGUGUAGCAGGUCGUGAUCGUCGCAGUGCUUAACGAUGCGGAAAGGAACAACAGAAAUACAAUAAAGUGAUUAUGAAGGUGAAUAAAAAGUGAACCAUUUGGGUAAACACGGCUUCUGCGAAAGCCGCAAAUAACGCCCAACUAAAAACCGCUUGGUGCAAAACAGCAGUGAAGAAAGUUUCUAAACUAUUAUGGCAAACCACAUUCUAACUUUAUCGAAAGUGUCAUUUAGUAGGCAGAAGGUGAGCUGAGUUCGCGGUUUCCAGCUGUCGUGUGACCAAUAAAACAAGGGAGUUCCGGCAAGUUGAAAGCUAAACUUUUCCACCGGGCAUUUCCCAAUGGUUGGCUCCUUCCCACAAACGGACACAUAUAAUAGCUUGCACUGCUAACGUAUCCUCGUAAAUUCCCACCGAAUCACAUAACAGCGGCAGCAUGUCCAAAGCAAAUACCAAGGAGGUAGAGAUGAACACAAUGCAUCGGUCCGGCUCGGCUAACCGAUUCCAGGUGAAUCUGGUUAAUCACGAUGAACGAACGGGUGGCGGAGGUCAGAAUGGCAAUGCGAAUGCUACCACCGACGACGAUACUUUUCCAGAGGAGCUGGUUAAACGGCGCACCUCCCGGUUACAAUCGCUGCGACCCAGCUUCCGGGACAAGGAGCGGAAAAACUCACAGACAACCCGCUUCAAGGUGGACAACAAUGGGUCCGAUUCCAAUGACGACGAGGAGGAUAAUCUGAUCGAUGAAAAUAAAUAUGCUAGGAGUUUUAGGCAUUUUACGAGAGAAGCACUUCCACGUGUAGACAACUACCGGAACAUACUCUCCUUCCAGGCUAACAAUCGGCCAACGCUGGAUGAACUGCAUCAUGCAUCCAUAACUAACAAGGAAACCAUGCGCCGCGGGACGGUUCAGGUGGACCUCGGUGAGCUGGAGGGCUCGGUCAAGUUCGGUUGGAUCAAGGGGGUGCUGAUGCGCUGCCUGCUUAACAUCUGGGGUGUGAUGCUCUUCCUGCGGCUCAGCUGGGUUGUUGGCCAGGCAGGCAUCGUGCAGGGUGUGGUGCUAGUUCUGAUCACAACUGUGGUGACAGCGAUUACGUCUCUCUCGAUGUCGGCGAUCAGCACGAACGGGGUGAUCAAGGGUGGCGGGACGUACUACAUGAUAUCCCGCUCGCUGGGGCCCGAAUUCGGUGGCUCGAUUGGUUUGAUUUUCUCGUUGGCCAAUGCCGUUGCAUGUGCUAUGUACGUGGUUGGGUUCUGCGAAUCGAUGACGGAUCUGUUGGCUUCCUUCGGUUUACAGAUCAUCGAUGGCGAUGUGCAAGACAUUCGAAUCAUUGGGUGCAUAACUAUAGUUAUUCUGCUGGGAAUCGUCGUUAUUGGGAUGGAGUGGGAAGCGAAGGCUCAGGUGGUGCUGCUGAUUAUACUGCUGGUGGCCAUUGCCGAUUUUCUUAUAGGAACAAUCAUAGGGCCAAAGUCGGAUGAUGAUUUGGCAAAAGGAUUCGUUGGCUACAAUAGUACCGUCUUCAUGGAAAACCUUGGCUCGGAUUAUCGGCCUGUCAAAAACGUCAACCACGAUUUCUUUUCCGUGUUUGCUAUUUUCUUCCCAGCAGCUACGGGUAUUUUGGCUGGAGCCAAUAUUAGCGGUGACUUGAAGGACCCCUCGACGGCAAUCCCUAAGGGUACGAUUUUAGCCAUUAUUUUAACCUCUAUUUCCUAUGUUGGAAUGGCCAUAAUGGCUGGAGCUACGGUGCUCCGCGAUGCUACUGGUAACGUCACAGACACGAUGAACGGAUCGUGGGCCUUUACUGAAUGCGCCCCGGAAGAAUGUCAAUAUGGACUGCACAACUCCUUCCAGGUUAUGGAAAUGGUUUCGGCUUUUGGACCGAUCAUCUAUGCCGGUUGUUUUGCCGCAACUUUGUCCUCAGCUCUGGCAAGUUUGGUGUCCGCGCCGAAGGUGUUUCAGGCACUAUGCAAGGAUAAGCUCUAUCCAAAGAUUGGAUGGUUUGGCAAAGGGUUCGGCAAAAACAACGAGCCAGUUCGAGGCUACCUGCUGACGUUUGUGAUUUCAGUGGCGGUGAUUCUAAUCGGAGAGCUAAACUUGAUCGCUCCACUUAUUUCGAACUUCUUUUUAGCAGCGUACUGCCUAGUAAACUUCAGCACUUUCCACGCUAGUUUAGCGAAACCAGUCGGUUGGCGACCAACCUUUAGGUUCUACAACAUGUGGCUCAGCCUGCUCGGUGCUAUUCUGUGUAUUGCUGUGAUGUUCCUUAUUUCUUGGCCCACGGCACUGAUAACGUUCGCGGUAGUUUUGGCGCUUUACCUUUUCGUUUCGUACCGUAAACCAGACGUCAAUUGGGGCUCUACGACACAAGCACAAACCUACAAAAACGCCCUCCUGUCCGUGCAACAGCUUAACAAUGUGGAAGACCACGUCAAGAAUUACCGUCCACAGAUAUUAGUCAUGUCCGGCCAUCCCAGUACUCGUCCACUGUUGGUAAACUUUGCCUAUCUACUGACAAAGAAUCUAUCGCUGAUGGUCUGCGGACAUGUCAGCAAGACGCAAACUUCUCAGAAGUAUCGCAACUACCUGCAGCGAAAAGCAACCGACUGGUUCCGGCGGCAUAAGGUUAAAGGGUUCUACGCUUACGUGGAUGAUAAUGACUUCGAAACCGGAGCACGGGCUGCGAUGCAGGCCAGCGGUAUCGGGAAGCUGAAACCGAACGUUCUGCUGCUGGGUUACAAGAACGAUUGGAGCAAGUGUGACUCGGUGGAACUGGAACAGUACUUCAACGUGGUGCACAAGGCACUGGAUAUGUACUUAUCCGUAGCGAUUUUGCGCGUUGCCAAGGGCUUGGACUACUCGCCGGUACUCGGGGAAGAAACCAGUGUGAAGCACAUCGUCGAAGCUCCCCGGUCCUUGGUCCACAACGAUAGCACCAACGAUCUGGACGGGCAAAAUAAGAUCAGCUCCCUGCACGGGAGCUGCGACUCGUUGAGUCGCAAUUUGUCUCAAGCCGAGCGGAACAAUGUACGCGAAAAGAAUGAGAAGAAUCUCAAAGCCAGCAGUACCAGUGAUUUGACCGUUGGGACUCCCCGCAACCAGACCGUUUCCGGCAUGCCCGAUCCGAUGGACAUUAACGCCAAGCUGCUUAACGAAACCAACCAACGUUCGUUAAAACGCACACACAACGAUCCGGCACUGUUGUACCGUGGGCCGGGGGGCGUUGAACUGCCGAAGGACAUUCUAGACGAGUUGAGCCAAUUCACUAGCAAGAAGAAAAACGGCAUUAUCGACGUCUGGUGGCUGUACGACGAUGGUGGUUUGACGUUGCUGCUUCCGUACAUUAUUAGCACCAGGCGCAACUGGAGUGCCUGCAAGCUGCGUGUAUUUGCGCUGGCCAACCGUAGAGCCGAGUUGGAGUUCGAGCAGCGCAACAUGGCCAGUCUGUUGGCCAAAUUCCGCAUCGACUAUUCGGAUCUAAAGCUGCUUCCAGUUGUGACGAAGAAACCUGAACAAAGUACGGUCAGCUUUUUCAAGGGAUUGAUUAAAGAUUUCACCGGUGAUGAACCAGGUCAAAUCUCUGAAGCUGAGCUGCUGGCAGUUCAGGACAAAACUAAUCGGCAUUUGAAUUUACGCGAGCAUCUGCUGGAGCAGUCUACCAAGUCGGAUCUGGUAGUGAUGACGCUUCCGAUGCCCCGGAAGGGCGUUGUAUCUGCUCCGCUCUAUAUGGCCUGGUUGGAAACACUCAGUCAAGGACUUCCACCGUUCCUGUUCGUGCGAGGCAAUCAAACCAGCGUUUUGACAUUCUACUCUUAAAACUGGAGACACACGCAUAAACACACACUCAAACACACAUAAAAGCAAACAUUCGCACCUUGUUACAUAUGACCUUUCCAGUAUGUUUUAAAUUGUCCGUAAAAUAUAUUUCGCAUUUUCUGUAGUUUCACCAGACGCAAAAGCAAACACAUUUAAGUAAUUUUUUCGUAUGAUUUCACGAAGCUGUUGCCGCAGUCAGCUGAUACUGCGAGUCGUUACGGUUACUUGCAGUUAAGCGGAUUUCGCAACGAUUGCCCAACGAUAAACAGUUUAGAUUUUAGUUUUCACCUGCACCCAUGCAAAUUCACCGAAGCGUAGAAAGCGACGUAAAAGUGUGGAAAAAGUUAUUCUCCAACCGUCAGUAUUGCAUUUUAUACAGCAGAGUAUCGCUUAACGCACAAUUGUUAUAUCAUUAAACUUUUUGUUAUGAAUAAGUUAUCAGUUCUACUUCCACUAGCCGCUUGCUUGGGAAAAGUAACUUCGCCCAUGUGCGGCAUCGUUUGCCAGCUCAUUGAAAUAAAUUAAGCGUUUAUAAAAAAGUUCACAUUAUUUUUAGCUUAAAUCCUCUUCCUGUUCCGAUUCCAUACAAGUAAGGUAACUACAAUACAGGCAAAAAAGUGCAGACAAAAACUGUUUUGAGUGA
Messenger RNA from Wyeomyia smithii (pitcher-plant mosquito), 4514 nucleotides. RefSeq names its product bumetanide-sensitive sodium-(potassium)-chloride cotransporter (gene Ncc69). Bases 494 to 3871 code for a protein of 1125 amino acids. Gene Ontology annotation, biological process: chloride transmembrane transport; sodium ion homeostasis; cell volume homeostasis. NCBI's taxonomy places the organism in Eukaryota, Metazoa, Arthropoda, Insecta, Diptera, Culicidae. The record is from RefSeq and is a predicted model, not a curated record. Gene Ontology annotation, cellular component: membrane. Gene Ontology annotation, molecular function: sodium:potassium:chloride symporter activity. The transcript has 12 exons.